ACUUUCCGGCAGAAAUUCUCUAAAAAAGUGCCGUAAACCUACGUUAAUUGUGCUCUAUCUUGCACCAAAGAUAGAAAGGAUCAUCGAUUACGCGUGGUAGCUUGUUUUGGGCCUGUUUAUUUACACCGCAUAAUGGGUAGACCAGGAUUCUCCCCGCGUGGUGGUGGCGGACGAGGUGGAGGUGGUGACCGAGGCGGUCGUGGAGGCUUCGGUGGCCGUGGUGGUGGUGGCGGACGCGGAGGUGGUGGUGGUCGCGGAGGAUUCGGUGCCCGUGGAGGUGGUGGUGGUUUCGGAGGUCGAGGUGGUGGCCGUGGAGGAGGACGCGGUGGACCAGGAGGUCGUGGUGGCCGAGGAGGCCGUGGAGGUGGAGGACGCGGAGGAGGCAAGAUGGGAGGCUUCAAGGGAGGCAAAACCGUCGUCAUUGAGCCGCAUCGUCAUGAGGGCAUUUUCAUCGCCCGCGGAAAGGAAGAUGCGCUGGUUACGCUGAAUUUGGUUCCGGGUUCUGAGGUCUACGGUGAAAAGCGCAUCUCAGUUGAGAACGAAGGCGACAAGAAGGAGUACCGAGUGUGGAAUCCCUUCCGAUCAAAGCUGGCUGCCGCCGUGUUGGGUGGUGUUGACAAAAUCCACAUGCCACCAGGCUCGAAGGUCCUGUAUCUGGGUGCUGCCUCCGGAACGACCGUAUCACACGUUUCGGACGUCGUCGGACCGGAAGGACUGGUGUACGCGGUGGAAUUCUCGCAUCGAUCUGGCCGCGAUCUGUUGAAUGUUGCAAAGAAACGUACGAACAUUAUUCCCAUUAUCGAAGACGCUCGUCAUCCACACAAGUACCGCAUGCUCGUCGGUAUGGUAGACACGGUUUUCGCGGACGUGGCACAGCCGGAUCAGGCGCGUAUCGUCGCCCUGAAUGCUCACAAUUUCCUCAAGAACGGAGGACAUUUCGUUAUUUCAAUUAAGGCGUCCUGCAUCGACUCAACGGCCGUACCGGAGGCGGUAUUCGCAGCUGAGGUGAAAAAACUGCAAUCGGAGAAGCUAAAACCACAAGAACAGAUUACCCUCGAGCCCUACGAAAGAGACCACGCCGUGGUCGUUGGCGUGUACCGGGCGUUACCCAAGACCGCAGCGUAACAAUCCGGGUUUAAGGGAUUUUAGGUUUAAGUUUCAAUUUUCUCCUAUAUUUUGCCUU
This is a messenger RNA of Anopheles nili, 1183 nucleotides long. RefSeq names its product rRNA 2'-O-methyltransferase fibrillarin (gene Fib). Lineage: Eukaryota; Metazoa; Arthropoda; Insecta; Diptera; Culicidae. The transcript is spliced from 3 exons. Gene Ontology annotation, cellular component: box C/D methylation guide snoRNP complex; small-subunit processome; nucleolus. The record is from RefSeq and is a predicted model, not a curated record. Gene Ontology annotation, biological process: rRNA methylation; box C/D sno(s)RNA 3'-end processing. Bases 133 to 1125 code for a protein of 330 amino acids. Gene Ontology annotation, molecular function: histone H2AQ104 methyltransferase activity; RNA binding; rRNA methyltransferase activity.